Octopus sinensis (East Asian common octopus) is the source of this 3597-nucleotide messenger RNA. RefSeq names its product zinc finger protein 43-like. The coding region runs from base 402 to 3146 and encodes 914 amino acids. Gene Ontology annotation, cellular component: nucleus. The record is from RefSeq and is a predicted model, not a curated record. Gene Ontology annotation, biological process: regulation of gene expression. NCBI's taxonomy places the organism in Eukaryota, Metazoa, Mollusca, Cephalopoda, Octopoda, Octopodidae. The transcript is spliced from 3 exons.
CAUUAUACAUGACCCAUUGUUAAUGUACUGGACUUUAGCCAGUUUGUCGUUUUGACAACAGAAACUGAAGCAUUAAAAAACUGCCACGUUCGCCUGAAAACAGGCCGCAUUCACUUCUGACUGUAAUAUGCAGUCAAGCGAAACUGCUAAUGUAUACCACACGAAGGAUUUGCCAUCGUUCUUGGUCUGUUAUUGACAAAUCUUUCAAGUUCCUGUAUUGAAAUGGAGCAACACUAUGUCGGAGAAGUUCUAUGGAAACAGUAGAAAUAAAGUUGAUGCUUUUAUCUCUUAUACAGACUCAAAUAAAAAUGAUUUAUAGAAUUUAUGGUAACUUCCUUUGGUAGAGAGAUAUUGUGAAAAAUAUUGUAAGUCAUAUCUAGUCUCUAUAGACUGUAUCAAAUAUGGCUGCCCUAUCUCCUAAUAAUGAAAAUGUUGACAGAGUUUGGUUGGAUAAUAACAUGUCUCAGCUUUGUUAUGAAGAGCUACCAUCAUCAAAUAGUGUUUUAUGUAGCAGAAAUCAAGCUCUGACUCCCUCAUCUGAUGAAGGAAAUAUUUCAGAAACUGUAGCAAAAGAUAUUUUUAUUCUCAAUCAACAGACAUCGAGAGACCGACAGCCAUCUUUGAUGAUCAAUUUGAAGUCUUUGCAAGAGACCAAAAGACAUAAGUGUCCUAUUUGUGCGUAUAAGACAAACUACAAAUCCGAUUUAAACCGGCAUUCUAAGAAACACAGUAAAUGUUCGUUCACAUGUGAUAUCUGCAAGAUGCCAUUUAUGAGUAUGGGGAUUGUCAUGUACCACAAGCAGAAACAUCAUUCAGAGCAGAUGUCCAGCAUGAGACACAGAUAUUCUUGCUCAAUGUGUCCGUAUGGCACAAGAUCUAAGUCUGAUUUAAACCGGCACCUGAAAUUACACCCACUCGCCAAAUAUCUCUGUUACAUCUGCCACAUCCCUUUCAAUAAUUUCGAAACUUUGGAACUGCAUUUAAAGACCUGGCAUCCAGAUGCCAAUAGAUCGGUUGCCCUCAGCAAAACUUCUAACAUAGAAGUACCAUCCAAAACAGCUCACGAUGCUUUUUCUGAUUCUGAUAAUCAAAACAAGAGAUCACGAGAAGGCUCACGCAGCCCUUCUGAUACCGUGUAUUUGUAUCUGCAAAAUAUUGACAAGAAAGGCUCAGAUCAAAAUAAAGCAGAGUGUAAUUACAGCGGCAGAUCUCAGAUAAAACUGGAAACUGAGAAAUUUAAAUGUACAUUUUGUUCAAAAAUAUUUGAAGACCAAUCAAUACUUGAUUUUCAUAUUCUUCAAUUUCAUAUUGAAACACAGUUUUCGUUGAGUACAGGAGAGCAACUGAAUCUUGGGAAUACUUUAACCGAUUCUAGUAGCAGUACCGAUGCCAACAGGCAAGAAUAUUGUGAAGGUCAACAAGAUACUUUGCAAUGUUCUCAAUGUGUUUUCAAGACAUCCAACCAGUUUCUGUUGGAUAAUCAUCUUAGAAAACAUCAUGUGACCCUUUACUCUUGUUCUACGUGUAACCUUUCAUUUCGGAAUGUCCAAAAUCUCAUGCAACACAAACUACAACAUGAAUGCCAGCCUCGAAAUAUUGAGAAGCAGAAGGGCAGAUGUAAAUACCAAUGUGAUAUGUGUUCUUAUGAAACUGACCACAAAUCAACCUUCAACCGCCAUGUUCUAAGACACAGCGUUGCCAAAUAUCGGUGUGAUGAGUGUCAGAUGCCAUUUAUGCGGGAAGGAAAUUUAAUUUUACACAAGCAACGGAAUCAUUCAACAGCUGAAAGUACUUCUACGUUUAACAAAGAACAGCGUUACCAAUGUCCACACUGCCAAUACGCUUCCAGUUAUAAAAUCACUCUUCAGAGACAUGUGUUGAAGCAUGCAAUUGCUCUUUUCAAGUGUGAUCUUUGUCACAUGCCUUUCAUAUGUCAAGGUAACUUAUCUCAUCACAAGAAACUUCAACAUGGUGCACCUGUGUCAGACAAUAUUCAAGAUAAAGACCCCGCUCAGCAUAGUUACCUGCACAACUUCAACAUACAGAGGAAACUUAAUGAAUCGAAGGCUGUUUCUCAGACUAACUCCUCAUUCAGUUCUACUGAUGUUAUCAACCUUACUCAGUGCAAACCUGAAAUAUAUACUCCCUACCCAACUGCACCCGUUAUCUGCCAAGAUGAGAGACCUGAAGUAUAUAAUGUCUACCCUGUGCUAGAAUCCGAACCUGUUGUCUGCGAAGAUGAUAGGCCUGAAAGUUUCCUGUGUCCCUACUGCCCGACUAAAUUUGCCUCUAAGGAGGAUUUCCUCAAACAUAUCAGCAGUCAUGAAGGGACCAUGUACCACUACACAGUGGGCACCUCUUCCUUGUUGCAGCAAGUGCAGUUUGAAGAAAAUAUGUUACAGCAGUAUGGCAACAGCAGCAGUAAUUUAUCAGCUGAUACUGGCGCUAACGAGCACUCGUCAUUGCCCGGUGCUGCCACUAUCCUUACGGACAACUUACUGACUAUUAGCGACGUAUCUGGAAAUACUUCGGGUUUUAUCAACUCAGCUAGCAACUUCCAAAGUGAAGAGAGCCAAAGUCCUGGAGAACUUAAUUAUAUUGAGAUUGACGAUGACAAUAACGACAGCGAUAUUGAUGAUGGAAAUAAUAAUAACAACAACAACAAUAGUAAUAAUAACAACAACAACAAUAAUAAUGAUAAUCAAGGGGGCAUUGGAACUGAAAACAUUAGAGGGAAGGAAAGAAUUGAACUUGGGGUUAUCACUUUAGAGGCCGAUGAAAGAAAAUCGACAGAAUCUGAUGUAAAUAUUGAACCGAAACAGACUGCAGCCCUUGACCACGGUCGUCAGAAUUUGGUAGAGUGCUGUGACAAAGAAAUUCAGUGUGCCCUCAUUUCAUCUGAAGGUUCCUCAACCAAUGACUCAUUAUCUGCAUCUCUUGUACAGCCUCCUCAGAGGGGAAGAUACGUUAAACUAGUCUCCGACUUUGAUGAUUUCGCUGAACGUCCGUUUGCAUGCGCUCUUUGCUAUCAUCGCUUUAGCAAGUACGAAGAACUUAAGAAACAUGUACAGAAUCACUUGACGGGCGCAGGAGGAUUUGAAGAGAUUCCAUCCACUGCACUAUUUGUAUCCACAACUUCAGAUUAAACUGCAGACAAGGACAGAUAUUGUUUAGAGGAUGUUAUAAAGGCUUGUACCAUAAAUGGCAAUGCUACUAAAUUAAGACACUCCCGAACAUAGUUUAUACUGCGAGUACCAAAUAUGGUUUAUAUUGAAAGUAACAGAUAAUGCAAACAUGAUUUCUCAUUAUUUGUUGGAGAGAACAAGAUAUGAAGUACAAAACAUGGUUGAUAGUUGGAAUACCAAAUAUGGUGAUAAUGUCAGAUUUACUAAUAGUACCAUGUAGGUGCUAGUAUCAUAGACUGUGAUAUUACAAUGUAUGGGUGACUGUACCAUAUAUGUAUUAGAGUCAUAUAGGGAGAUAAUACCUAUUUCUUUAUUACCCACAAGGGGCCAAACAAGGACAGACAAACGGAUUAAGUCAAUUACAUCGACCCCAGUGCAUAACUGGUACGGAUGACCAUGAUUUUACUUAGCU